Messenger RNA from Phytophthora infestans T30-4, 1419 nucleotides. RefSeq lists its product as uncharacterized. The transcript has 3 exons. The record is from RefSeq and is a predicted model, not a curated record. Bases 1 to 1419 code for a protein of 472 amino acids. NCBI's taxonomy places the organism in Eukaryota, Oomycota, Peronosporomycetes, Peronosporales, Peronosporaceae.
AUGGCCAAGGAAGGGGCGAUUCAAGAGGCCAAGGCAGCUCUAGUGAUGCUGCUAAGUGAUGACUCGAUGGAAGACUUAUUUCGUGCCGCUGGGGGCUUGAAGAGUGAGCUUGACACUCUUGCGAAGCAGCUCAACACGGCUGAUCUCAUUUACAACACAAACCUGGAGCCAGUGGUGAGCUCAGUGGGGGUCCUCUUGAGUGCGUUGCCGUUGACAAAUGUGAUGGAAAAGCAGGGCAAGGAGGCGGGGCGGAAGGCGGUGCAGUCAACACUGGAGAAAGUCCGAAAAGCCACCAAAGGCGAGAUCAUGUCGCUGUUACCGAGUCUGCAGUCUCAGAUCUCCAUGCUGACAAACUUGGAGGGCAUGAGCGACAAAUUUCAAGCUGAACUUGGUGACAUAUCAGUCCAGUUGGACACAAUUCUCCGCGAGAAUGGCUCCUGUCCCCAAUGCAGUGGUAACGCUGUUGAUCUCCAGGCUAUUCGGAAGAUGCAACGCCGCCUUGGUAUGCUUUUGUACGCGUCCGAACUAGACGUACCUUGGCAGGAGCAUCUUCAUUUCAUCGCAGAGCAACUCGAGUUGCAGACAAAUGCUAAUCGUAUCGUGGAUGAAAUCAUCUCGAGGGAAUGUGAUCCUCAAAUUGACACGCGACAACAAAAGGGUCGAAUACUAGUGGAUGAAAUGGGGAAGCGAAUGGAGCAGCAGAGCGCACAGCUGUAUGAUCAUGUUGAGAAGCUGGCGAAGUUCUUCCUCCGAGUGGUCCGUUGCCUCGAGGAAAGCGUCGACAAGGUUCAGUACGUCAACUUGAGUGUGAUGGAUCUCCUUGAUACGCUCAAGGAAGACGAUGAAGACACUCUGGCCGAUCUCGAGACCAAGUUCACGCAGAGCUGCACACGUCUCCGACACUUGCCGACUACCAAUGUUUUACGUGAGGAAUUCCAGCGCUCAUCGGAUCUCUUGCUGCUCAUUGAAGGUGAGUACCGGACGUAUGACAAACGAGUGUCUCUUGCUGCAGGUAACAAUGUCGCAGCAAUCGCUACACAGCGUCUGCUGUAUCUGGAGCGUCUCUGCGACUUGUUUGGGCUAAAGCAGCUGCAUCAGACCAAGAGUGAUGAGGUGCUUAACGUAGACCACUUCCUCAGUGCGCAGCAUAUUGAGGAGAUGCUUAAGCCAAUUUCUCAAGAGAAGGGCAAGCGUAUUGUCGAGGCAUGGACAGGAGAGGCCGCCCACCCAGUGUCGAAUGGUGACUCUGGUGAGCUUGCAGAAGAGGAAACUUUUCGAACAGCAUCGGGCUUGGAGUUGGUUGUAGAUCUCUCUCUUGCUAAUCUAGCUCACAAUAUAUUGAUGACAAGACGGAAGUCGAGGCUCAACCUUUGGAGCCAAGCGUACUGGAGAAAGUUCAAGCGGAGUUUUUGGUCCUAA